AUGUCGCUGAAAUCUGACCUCUCGAUUGACGCUGCGAAGUUUGAUCGCGGGAAUAUUGAUCAGGAGACGCGCGAGUUCAAUGAGAAGUUGAUUAAGAUAUGGGCGGAUGGGCCGAGGUGGUAUGAGGUCGGCGCAGCCGAAUACCGCAGACUCCGCUGGGAAGGCAAAACCCCUCUCCCCAAGCCCCUCGUCCUUCCCUCGGGCGUCAACGGCACUCUUCCCUCCCGCGACCCCUCGCGCCCCAUCCCCUACCGCAUGUUCAAGCCCUCCUCGGGCGCCAGCAAGGGCAUACACAUGCACAUCCACGGCGGCGGAUGGGUGCUUCAAAGCGAACACUACCAGGACCCGUAUCUGAAAUACAUGGCCGACAACUACCAGAUAACCGUGAUAUCAAUCGGGUACCGCCUCGCACCGGAAGAUCCGUGGCCGGCAUGCGCGGAGGAUUGCUACGAUGCUGCGGAGUAUCUUGUGAAGAAGGGGAAGGAGGAGUUUGGUGGGGAACUGAUGUUUACGGGAGGAGAGAGUGCGGGCGGGCAUUUGGCGUGUUUGGUGGCGUUGCAUUUACUAGAUGCGAUACCCGAGUUUGCGUUCAAGGGUUUGCUCCUGCACUUUGGAUGUUUCGACAUGUCGACUUUUUUGCCGCAUGUGCUGCAUCAUGAGACGCAUCUUGUUAUCGACCACGAUGUCAUGGCGAGCUACAUCAAAGCCCUGCUGCCCGGGACUACCGAGCAGGAACGCAGGCACCCGUCGAUUUCGCCUUUUUAUGCGGAUAUCAGGGGGAAGAAGCUGCCGCCGGCGUUAUUUACGUGUGGCAGUGAGGAUCCGUUACUGGAUGAUACAGUGAUGAUGGGGGCGAAGUGGAGUAUGUGGGGGAAUGAGGCGGUGGUGAAGAUAUACAAUGGCGCGCCGCAUGGGUUCAUUGGGUUUGCGCCAGGGACGAUUAAGGCGGUGCAGGAGGGUUUGGAUGAUACAGGGGCGUUUGUUGCUGCGAAGAUAGGUGGUUGA
This is a messenger RNA of Parastagonospora nodorum SN15, 1005 nucleotides long. RefSeq lists its product as hypothetical. The coding region runs from base 1 to 1005 and encodes 334 amino acids. NCBI's taxonomy places the organism in Eukaryota, Fungi, Ascomycota, Dothideomycetes, Pleosporales, Phaeosphaeriaceae. The record is from RefSeq and is a predicted model, not a curated record. The transcript has 2 exons. Gene Ontology annotation, biological process: triglyceride catabolic process. Gene Ontology annotation, cellular component: cytosol. Gene Ontology annotation, molecular function: sterol ester esterase activity; triacylglycerol lipase activity.